Molecule: messenger RNA, 1960 nt
Organism: Sus scrofa (pig)
Lineage: Eukaryota; Metazoa; Chordata; Mammalia; Artiodactyla; Suidae
Gene: ZNF358
Product: zinc finger protein 358
Biological process (GO): regulation of transcription by RNA polymerase II; embryo development
Cellular component (GO): nucleus
Molecular function (GO): DNA-binding transcription factor activity, RNA polymerase II-specific; RNA polymerase II cis-regulatory region sequence-specific DNA binding
Source: RefSeq, a predicted model, not a curated record
GGCGCGGCGGGCCGGGCAGGGGCGAGGGGCGCCGGGAAGCAAGCCAGGGGUCUCCCCGCGUUCCCCCAGGAGGAGUACCAGAUGUUGUUUGCCCUCUGCGCUCCAGAUAGAGGCUUCAGAGAUCAGGCUGCUUCCUUUCAAGGAGAUCCUGCCCCAGAAACGGCUGGCACUUCCACACCGGGGAUGCGGCGCUCUGUCCUGGUCAGGAACCCAGGCCACAAAGGCCUGCGGCCCGCCUAUAAAGAGCUUGACUCCGACUCGGAAGACCUAGACCCCAACUCAGAAGAGCUGGACCCAGUUUCUGGAAACCCAGAGCCUGACCCGGAAGACCUCAACACUGUCUCUGAAGAUGUGGACCCCAGCUAUGAAGAUCUGGAGCCUGUCUCUGAGGAUCUGGAUCCCGAUGUGGAAGCUCCAAGCUCCAUCUCGGGCACCCGUGACUCGGAUCCCCAAGAUCUCGACCCCAUGUCUUCAAGUUUCGACGACCCAGACGUCAUUGGCCCUGUCCCCUUGGUUCUCGACCCUAACAGCGACACCCUCAGCCCCUCUGCCGCCCCAGACCUGGACCCCCUCUCAUCCGACCUUACUGCCACCCCCGAGGUCCUGGCCACCAGCCCCGCAGUGCUCCCUGCACCUGCCAGCCCGCCCCGGCUCUCCUGCCCUGAUUGUGGGCGAGCCUUCCGCCGCAGCUCGGGGCUGAGCCAGCACCGCCGCACCCACAGUGGCGAGAAGCCCUACCGCUGCCCCGACUGCGGCAAGUCGUUCAGCCACGGCGCUACGUUGGCCCAGCACCGCGGCAUCCACACCGGUGCCCGGCCCUACCAGUGCGCGGCGUGCGGCAAGGCCUUUGGCUGGCGCUCCACGCUGCUGAAGCACCGCAGCAGCCACAGCGGCGAGAAGCCGCACCACUGCCCCGUGUGCGGCAAAGCCUUUGGCCACGGCUCGCUGCUGGCGCAGCACCUGCGUACGCACGGUGGGCCGCGGCCGCACAAGUGCCCCGUGUGCGCCAAGGGCUUCGGGCAGGGUUCAGCGCUGCUCAAGCACCUACGCACACACACCGGCGAGCGGCCGUACCCCUGCCCGCAGUGCGGUAAGGCCUUCGGGCAGAGUUCGGCUCUGCUUCAGCACCAGCGCACGCACACGGCCGAGCGCCCGUACCGCUGUCCCCACUGCGGCAAGGCCUUCGGCCAGAGCUCCAACCUGCAGCACCACCUGCGCAUCCAUACGGGCGAGCGGCCCUACGCCUGCCCCCACUGCUCCAAGGCUUUCGGGCAGAGCUCGGCGCUGCUCCAGCACCUGCACGUGCAUUCGGGCGAGCGCCCUUACCGCUGCCAGCUCUGUGGCAAGGCCUUCGGCCAAGCCUCCAGCCUCACCAAGCACAAGAGGGUGCAUGAAGGUGCGGCCGCUGCAGCGGCUGCAGCUGCAGCUGCCGCUGCUGGCCUGGGCCUUAGCCCUGCUUCAAUGUUGAGGCCGGGGCAGGUCUCUCUCCUGGGUCCUGAUGCUGUCUCUGUGCUUGGCUCUGGCCUGGGCCUCAGCCCAGGCCCCAGCUCCAGCCUUGACCCUGACCCUGGCUCUGUGCUGGGCUCCCUCCCCAAACCCAGCCCCAAACCCCUCCCUGGCUCUGGAUCUACCCCCACCUCUGAUUCUGUCAAAUCUUCUGACCCUAAGCCUGGGCGCAAUGCCAGCUCUGACCUUGUGGCCAACCCUGACCGUGGAUCUGGUCCCAGCCCAGGUCCGGAUCCUGUGCCCAGCCCUGACCCCAACUCCAAGUCCCACCCUGACCCUACCUCUCCCACCCGUGACACUGUCAGCCCAGCCCUCCCUACUGGCGAGAGCCCCGAGUGGGUGCAGGAGCAAGGGGCACUGCUGGGGCCUGAUGGCUGAAGGGCAUGCGAGAACCCACAGGGGCCUGGGAAAGUUGUGUGUCGUGCAGUUAGUAAAAUCUUCCCACUGCCUCCUG